Mycena citricolor is the source of this 3280-nucleotide messenger RNA. Lineage: Eukaryota; Fungi; Basidiomycota; Agaricomycetes; Agaricales; Mycenaceae. The record is from the annotation of a GenBank genome assembly.
GCGCGAGUCACUCUCAUUGAUUAUUCCUCACGGACCAUCGCUCACCUCUGAUGCGCAACCAGACCAACCCAAUGAUCUGACUCUGUCAGUUGUCAAACAGCAGGUAGUAUUCCGAGGCAGUGUAGAUAGCAUCCCGAAUGCGGCUCUUACGCGGCGGCGUGGCUUCAGGGACCGCUAAUAAGGUCGCAGCACUUAUACUGUCCUUACCUCUUCCCAUCAUCUCGUACUUGGCCGGGUCAGAGCGCGUCGCAAUGCGGGUGUGGCACCCUCUCGCUUUCUUUGCUUCCGCUGCGCCGCUCGUAUUUGCCAAUGUCAAUUUCGAUACCUGCCUUGCAGACAUACACCAAGGACUUUGGGGCGACACUGGGGGUACUGAUAACUAUGGAAAUCCGGUCUCCAAUAUCUCUCAAGCCACUGCCAUCACUUAUGGGUUGUGUAUCAAAGCCUGUGGUGCCGGGUCAGAACCAUUCGAUUGGAAUAUCUUCUCUCAGCAGUUCAGCGCGUGGCUCCUGCCGUAUCUUGCCCUCAUUUCUCAACUUCCAUUCGGAGCGCAGAGCAGACUGGAUAAUCUAGUUUCCAUGUUACUCACUUUGGGAAGCCCAACUUUGGCCGCGUAUUCAUUGGCCCUGACUGUCCUGAACGGACACUGGAUAGCACAACGCUUUUCACACAUCAGAUAUCCGAACGUGAAGGAGGCUGUCAAGAUCUUAAGCAGUUUACAGCAAUCUGCGCUCCGUGUGGUUUGCGAGGAGUCUCUCCUCGCGUCCCUUGUAGUCCUUCACGAGAAUGACGAUUGGUGGUCAGAAUUGAGCAUCUGGUUGAACUAUGUUCACACUUGGUCUAUCUCUGCUGUCGCAUCAAUCAUCUGGGUCGUGACUGCAUACAUAUUCACUGUCGUCGACUCGUUCACCAGUGCUCAGAACACCAACUCGACGCUUAAUGCGAAUGGUCAAGCCAUUGGCUCGAUCUUUUUAUGGCUGCUCCCGGUCGUAGUCGGCUGGCUUCAGAUCAGUCCCAAAUGCGACCACGAUCGUGUUCACCAAGCACUGGAUCGCGCAAAUAAGAUGGCCUACGUCGCCAGUGACGAUGGAGAACCGAUCCUGGCAUCCAAAGUAUCAAGACAACGCGCCAUUUACCUCCAGAAACGCUUAGGAGAGAUUCAUCGAGACCAGGUGAAACUUGAGCAAUCUACAGCCCCGAUAUACAAUUACGCACGCUUUUUAUCGUGGGCUGCUGCCGUCGAAGAUGUGUACCUGGCUUUCCGCGAAGCAUCGGAGCGCACUGACCGCCACGAACCGGUUGAUAAACAAGGAGUUUGGGAGCACGGAGAUAGGCACUGGAGCAUCCAUCCUCGAAACCGACGCGGAUCCACCACUCAGGUCUCAGACUACGUGAAGAUGCGGACGUCUGAGAUCCCAUCGCCACGUCGCAGUCGCUUGGGCCCAGGUGUGCUUGCACGUUUUCUGCUCGCCUCCAUUUUGGCCAUCUGUUUGACCUGGGGCAGUGUUGGUGCUGCAGUGCUGGUUGCAUUCUUUACACCCACCAAGGGGAUUGCGUGCAGAUCGGGGAGUUAUCUUCUCUACGGAACCUGUUCAACUCUAGUCUGGAUGUUACUCGUCGUUUCUAGUGGAUUGGCCCACUACGCCUCGUUCGCCAAGAGCUAUCGGGGAAGAUAUAUACACACCAGGACGACACGCGUAGCGGGCAUUCUUGCGAUCACACUUCGCAGAGUGGGCAAGAUCCUGGCGGCUCUCAACUCCGCCUGGAUCUUGGCCGCGUGUUUGUUCCAAUUCGGCAGCUUCUUCGAUCGUUGUUGGUGUAACAGGCAAGCUUCUGUAUUCUACCUUGGAAAAGAUGCAUAUAACGUGAUCUCAAUCUCGACAGCUGAUGUGGCAGCUUUGAAUGCUCCGUGGAUUGGUGGUGUCACACUUGCUAGUGGUGUCUCUAUCCUCUUCAUGGCCUUCGUCAGUGUUCUGAUAAAUCCCAAUCUGCCUGACAUCGAUAGGGGUCUGUGCGUUGGUUCCUUUCUCGUGUCUUACCCUCACCGUUCACUCUCUUUUCGUCACUUCUACAAUGCAGCCUCGAGAGACAGAAUCCUCGCCGAGGGAAGUUGCCGCGGUCGUCACCUUCUACAUAGUCGCCGCCCUUGUCGUGAGUCCCCAUUGUCCCGAACUCAGUCCGGCAAAUUCAUGCCUGCGCAGAUGAUCAUCGUGAACAAGGCGGUUCUGAACGAUACGCCUGAACUUCCCUUCACGCUCCUUUUCCUCCAAACCUCUAUCGCCGUUUUCCUUCUGCGGCUGCUCGCAUUCGUCAAUCGAACGGCUCUCGGACAGGCCAUCCCUGGCUCUUUCAACUUCGAACUCCCUAUGUUCAACCGCGGGACCAUCCUCCGGAUCCUGCCGUACCUCUGUGUGGGUCUGAUCGGGCUUGUGUUCAACACACUCUGUCUUGCAAAUGUGGAUGCUGCAUUCUUCCAGAUUGCAAGAGGGCUGCAGUUGCCCUUCACUAUCCUCAUCUCAUCGGCGCAUAUGGGUCAAACGCCUUCGAAGCAGAUCAUCCUGAGCGCUUUCAUCGUCACAUUCGGAUUCCUCGUCGGUAGUAUGCCGACGCUCCUCCCUGUGCUCUCAAUCUCGUCUAUAUCUGAUUCCGAUGGUCACUACCUCUCGCGCCAAACUGCCGUGGCCCUCAUUUACGGCUGCAUAUCCUCAUUCGUGCUCGCCCUGCAUGCUGUACUCAAGAAAUCUGCUCUUGUUCAUGUCGGCCAGUCGGUCAUCGCGCUUUGCUAUUUCGGAAAUCUGUUCAUGGCGGUUGGGAUGAUUCCAUGCAUGGUGGUGAACGCGGAGUUCUCGCUGUUGUACCAACGUUUCUUGGAGGGCACUACGGAUUGGACGACGUUCGCCGUGGGCUCUGCUGUGACAGGAGUCUUCGGAUUCUUGCUGGGGAUUUCGAGUGCACUAUCCAUCAAAGUAACGAAUCCCGUCACGCAUAUGUUCUCCUCGGCUGCCAAAGGCGUAUUCCAGACUUUCUUGGGCAUGUGGUUGUUCUCAGACAUCCUUACGCUAUCUCGUGCAUACUCGAUUGCGAUCAUCACUGGGGGCACGGUGUACUUCACGUACCUGCAGACCAGGCCCAAACCGCGCGAGAGGUUGGCCGGGCCUCAGAACGACGUCGAGAAGCAGAUGGACUCUGAGAAACAGAUCUUAUUAGAGAAGAACUCGGACUCACAGGCUUGAUUGCUUAGCUUACUUGGAUCAUUGGGAUGUAGUUGUAUCGAAGGGCG